GCCGGCUUCCUGAGUCCAGAUUGUAGGCGGAAGUAGUGGAGCUUGUGACAAUGGCCGUCCCGGCUGCUUGUUGUGUGAGGAGGAUGGGCGAUGCUUAUCGGGUGUGGAGGUGCUUGGGACUUGUCGCGGCUCUGCUGGCCGUUGUGUGCAGGGGGAAUUCAGUGGAGAGGAAGAUCUACAUCUCGCUGAACAGCACCUCGCCUUGCGUCCGACUGCUAAAUGCCACCCACCAGGUGGGCUGCCAGUCUUCUAAGAGCGGUGACACCGGGGUGAUCCAUGUGGUGGAGCAAGAGGAGGAGCUUCAGUGGGUGCUGGAGAGCGGCCCUAAUCCCCCCUACAUGGUGGUGUUGGAAGCCCAUCUCUUUACCAGGGAAAGCAUGCAGAAAUUAAAGGGGAGCUCACGUGUGUCUGGUGUUGCAGUUAUCCUUUCCAAAACAAGUCCUGCUUCUGGAUUCUCCCCCGAUCCCCCGUGUCCAAAUGAUGGUUUUGGGUUGUACACCAGUGACCAUGGCUCCCAGUAUGCCCACUGCAACAAUAUCACAUGGAACCCGCUUGGGACUGGGCUUUCCUAUGAAGAAUUCCAGUUCCCGAUUUUCCUGCUCCGUGAAGAAAAUGAAACCGAGGUCAUAAGGCAGUGUUACAGAGAUCACAACAUGCCUCAGAACGGGAGCGCCCCCCAGUACCCCCUCUGUGCCAUGCAGCUUUCCUCGUUUAUGUACGGAGUCACCAACACGGUCACCUGCAUGCGGCGCAACUCCCUCCAGUCAUCGUUUAGCAUAAGCGCUGAAGGAGUGUGCGAUUCGAUCAUUGUGCACAACGUGUGGAGCUCCCUGAGGCCCAUCAAUACGACCGGCACAAUCCCGCCGGAGGAGCAGCUAGUAGUGGCUGCCGCAAGAGCUGACGGUCACUCCUUCUUUUGGAAUCUGGCUCCGGGGGCAGACAGCGCAGUGUCGGGGUUUGUGACCCUUCUGGCUGCGGCGGAAGCUCUUCACAAACUAAACGACACUCAGGAUUUGCCACGGAAUAUAAUGUUCGUCCUUUUUCAAGGGGAAAUCUACGACUAUAUUGGCAGUUCCAGGAUGGUGUAUGACAUGGAAAAAGGCCACUUCCCUGUCUCACUGGGGAACAUCCAUUCAUUUGUUGAACUGAACCAGGUGGCGCUGAGAAAUGACUCCUACUUGUGGAUUCACACCGAUCCCAUCUCCAAGAAUAACGAGACCGUGAAUGCGACGGUACAAGAGGUGGUCGACUCGCUAGUGAGUGCAAGUCAUGGUUCCAAUGUGACGGUACAAGAAGUUGACCACUCGCAGCCCCUCCCUCCUGCUUCCUUGCAGCGAUUCCUUAGGGCGCGGAACAUCCCCGGAGUUGUACUUACCGAUCACAGAGCUGCUUACAGCAACAGAUAUUAUCACAGCGUAUACGACACAGCUGAUAACAUCCACAUGAGAUAUCCAGAAGGGCUGACCAAAGAAGAACAGCUGCAAUAUAUCACCGAUACGGCUCGGUCUCUUGCAGAUGUUGCCACCGUGCUUGCCAACUCUCUGUACAGGCUGGCUGGAGGGAAGAGCACAGCGGAAAUAAAGGCCGACCCCAAAACCGUCACACAGAUGUUAUACGGCUUCUUAAAGAUGUCCAACAACAGCUGGUUCCAGUCCAUCAUCAAAGCAGAAUGGAGAAGUGCUCUGGAUAACGGGCCGUUGCAGUAUUAUAUGACGGGCACAAUAAAGAGUAACUUGAGGGAACCCAAUCAUCCCGCCAGCCUCCUGCUCUCUGUGUUGGCCAACCUCACUGGAACGGUGAUGAACCUGACGAAUGACGAAUGUCAGAACCCAGAGAAGAUUGACGAUCCCAAGAAAGAAUUGUACAGUUACACUUGGGUGCAGGGCCCUUUAGAUGGUAACACAACAUCCAGACGGCCAUAUUGUGUGAGGAGCUCCAUUCGUAGUCACGUGGCAGAGUCUCCAGCCUUCGAGUUGGACCAAUGGGAUUCCACUGAAUACUCCACUUGGACAGAGAGUCGUUGGAAGGAUAUCAAGGCCCGCAUUUUCUUGGUGCCCAGUCGUGAGCUGGAGGUGAUCACCUUGGUGGUUGGCAUCGCCGUGCUUCUCGUUUCUCUGGUCACCACUUACUUUAUCAACGCCAAGGCCGCCAUAUUGUUCACAAACAGCCAGGACAGUGAAGUGGCCUAUUAAAGCUCCGCCCACAAAGGCCUUUGUAUUAAAGGGGAACACUGGGUCAUGACUGGAGCCGACAGGUAAGCUGGAUGUGGAGCUGUGAUACUGGAUGUGACCACUGGAGGGCGCCAGAGUGAUUCGGGGAGACAGUAUAAAGCUCUCUAGCACCUCUAGUGGAUGUUCCUAAAUUCUGGAAGCACUGGAUAAAACCCAAAAUGUAUAAAGCCCCCCUGAGACAACAACGUAAAGGGCAAGUAACUGCCGGCCGGCUGGAUAAAGUUCUGUACAUUGAGUCGUUCACACUGUCAUUGUUUCACAUUGUCGAUGUUUGGGGGGGAGCAGACGGUGGCCCGGAAGGAAAUAUUCCACAGCUGACUGUAUAUUGUGAAGCCACAGCGCCGUUUGUCUCUAUCCUUGUACGGUUCAUCAAUAAUUUUUAUUAGAGA
Xenopus laevis (African clawed frog) is the source of this 2620-nucleotide messenger RNA. RefSeq names its product nicastrin L homeolog (gene ncstn.L). Gene Ontology annotation, cellular component: endomembrane system; melanosome; cytoplasmic vesicle membrane. The coding region runs from base 51 to 2192 and encodes 713 amino acids. The record is from RefSeq and is a predicted model, not a curated record. Gene Ontology annotation, biological process: Notch receptor processing; protein processing. The transcript is spliced from 17 exons. Lineage: Eukaryota; Metazoa; Chordata; Amphibia; Anura; Pipidae.